Molecule: messenger RNA, 7065 nt
Organism: Vidua macroura (Pin-tailed whydah)
Lineage: Eukaryota; Metazoa; Chordata; Aves; Passeriformes; Viduidae
Gene: MCM3AP
Product: minichromosome maintenance complex component 3 associated protein
Exons: 29
Coding region: 12-5765 (1917 amino acids)
Biological process (GO): mRNA export from nucleus
Cellular component (GO): cytoplasm; transcription export complex 2; nucleus
Molecular function (GO): nucleic acid binding
Source: RefSeq, a predicted model, not a curated record
UCCUCCGCCUCAUGGCUAGAGAUUCUCCCCACCGCGCAUGCGGGUCCCGCUUCGUUCGGCGGUCCGAGGCCGCCUCCGCAGCGAUGUCGGCGCGCGGCCCGUUCCGUAGCCCGCCCUCCUUCCCGGCGCCUCUGCGCUUCGGGCAGCCUGCCGUGUUCGGCCAGGGCAGCGGCCCUGCCGGCCUCCCCUUUACGUCCGCCGCCACCUUCGCGCCGCCCUAUGCACUGGGCCAGGCUCCGGCCCCGGCGGGGAAUGCGGGAUUCAGCUUCAGGCCGCCCACCAGCCUGGGCGGCUUCCCGACCUCCAGCGAGGCGUCGGGUGGCGGCGGCGGUGCCUUCGCCGCUCCUGAGUUCCACUUCAAGGCACCCGAGAGCGCCGCCGCCUUCAAGCCGAUGUCAGGCGGCGAGGUGGAGAAGGGCCCGGCUGCCCCCGCCGCCUUUGCUUUCUCGUCGCCCUUCGCCUUCGCCUCUGAGACGGGCCCCGAGGCGGCGGUGGCGCGGGAGCCUAUCUCGUUCUCACGUCCCGCCGCCGCUUUGGGGCGGCCGGAUGAGAGAGGUCUGAGGGCGCUGCCACAGGAUCCGGGGGAGCCGCCGUCCAAGGGGCUGAAGCGGAAGGAGGAGCGGGAGCGCUCGCCGCGGCGGGCGGCGGCGGCGGCGGGCGGGAGGGCGGCGGCGCCGCCGGAGAAGAGGGCGGUGGUGGUGAGCCGGCCCCGCGGCGGGAUCCUGUUCGGCCGCACGCUGGAGGAUCUGCUGCGCAGCCAGGCCCGCGAGCAGCGGGAGCGCGGGGACGGCCCCGAGACCGAGCGAGGACUUACCGAGGAGCCGCCGCCGGCCGAGGGCCGGGACCCCGCCCGAGAAGAUGCGGCCCCUACCGCCCCUGCUUGCCGAAGCCGCGGCAGCGAGAGCACGGAGGGGCUGGGGGUCCUGCCAGCCGCUGAGCUGACGGCUGUCCAGUGCAAGAACAUCCCUGACUACCUCAACGACCGGACUGUGCUGGAAAAACACUUUGGCCAGUUCGCAAAAGUUCGCCGGAUCAUGACCAGGCGUAAUAAAAAAAUGGCUGUUCUCCACUUUUUUGAUCAUGCUUCUGCAGUUCUUGCCAGAAAAAAAGCGAAAGAGUUGCACAAAGACAUAGUAACAUUUUGGCAAAAGAAGAAAACAAGUCCAGCAAAAAGAGAAUUUUCAUCCAAGGAGAAGAAAGCAGGUGAAGAUGAAGGAAGGCAAAGCAAUGAAGAGCAAAGCUAUCAGCAUUCCCCUCUUAGAAAACCUUUAAUAAGAUCUUCUGCUAGCAGCAUCAUGCCUGGGAGAAGUUCUCCAGCAAAGAAGCCUGGCCUUCGAAAAACGCUGCAGUUUGAAGCAGAGCUCUUUGAUUCCAGUUCUGAAGGGCAGAGCUCGGAGGGCUUGGGGCCUUCACUGUCAUCACUCAGUAACCUGGUGGGAUUGGUGGCUGAGACAUCUGAAGAAAGAUACAGGCUUUUGGACCAGAGGGACAAAAUCAUGCGACAAGCUCGAAUAAAAAGGACUGAUCUUGGCAAAGCAAAAACUGUUGUUGGUACUUGCCCAGAUAUGUGUCCUGAAAAGGAGCGUUACAUGAGGGAGACAAGAAGCCAGCUCAGCAUCUUUGAAUUGCUUCUAGGAACUGAUAAGGUGGAUCAUGCAGCAGCAAUCAAGGAAUAUAGCAGGUCUUCAGCAGAUCAGGAGGAACCUUUGCCCCAUGAACUGAGACCCUCUGAGGUGCUGAGCAUGACCAUGGACUAUUUAGUGACAAAUAUUAUGGAUCAAGGAGAAGGAAACUACCGAGAAUGGUAUGACUUUGUCUGGAACAGAACUCGUGGAAUAAGAAAGGAUAUAACCCAGCAACACCUCUGCAACCCGCUGAUGGUAUCUCUGAUUGAGAAGUGCACUCGCUUUCAUAUCCACUGUGCUCACCACUUGUGUGAAGAGCCCAUGUCCUCCUUUGAUGCUAAAAUCAACAAUGAGAACAUGACUAAAUGCCUGCAGAGCUUGAAGGAGAUGUAUCAGGACUUAGCUAACAAGGGGAUUUACUGCAAGAGUGAAGCUGAGUUCCGAGGUUAUAAUGUCUUGCUGAAUCUCAACAAGGGCGAUAUUCUCAGAGAAGUUCAACAAUUUCAUCCGGAGGUUAGAAACUCACCUGAAGUUAGAUUUGCAGUUCAAGCUUUUGCUGCACUAAACAGCAACAAUUUUGUGAGGUUUUUCAAGCUUGUGCAAGCAGCUUCCUAUUUGAAUGCCUGCCUCUUACACUGUUAUUUCAACCAGAUUCGUAAGGAUGGUCUCAAAUCCCUCAACAUUGCCUACACUGUGAGCACCCAGAGAAGUACAGCGUUCCCCUUGGACCACCUCGUCCGCAUGCUGCUCUUCAAAGACUGCGAGGAAGCAACUGAUUUUAUAAGUUACUAUGGCCUGAGUGUAUCAGACGGUGGUUACGUGGAGCUGAAUCGCUCGGCUUUCCUGGAGCCAGACGGAUUACCCAAACCACGGAAAUCCCUGUUUGUCAGCCAGAAGCUCACUGUCUCUGUUGGCGAGGUUGUGAAUGGGGGGCCCUUGCCCCCAGUGCCUCACCAUGUGCCUGUGUCCAGCUUCAACGGGCAGAACAAGUACAUUGGUGGAAGCACUUCCAUGGAUCAGGCCAGCAGUAGUCAAAAACCCAGUGUGGAAGCAACAGAAGGAAGAGUGGAAAGCAGAGGUGUGGAUUUAGAGGCCACAGCAGUGAGAGUGCAGUCCUCAUCUCAUCUUCUGCCCUCGCUGUUGCCUCGUCAGCUGGUGCCAGUCCUGCUCUCUGCACAGCCCAUCUCCCAGUCUGCUGCACAGCCUGAGCCUCCCCCUUCAAAGCCUCAGCCUGGUUACUCAGAUGAGGACAUUGCCGAAGUGGUGGAUGGGCUUGUGCAUGAUGUCCUCAAAGGAGAAUGCAGAGAAGUGGGCAGAGCAGGAGCAGCUUACGUGGCUGCUGCUAUCUGUGCCUCAGAGGCCACCGUUGAGGAACUUGUGACUGUGGUGAUGGGGGAGAUCCUCAGAGAAGUGGCUGGAAACAUGCUCAGUGUGGAAAGGCAGCGUGUUCAGGAGGAACAGCGCAGAGUGGAGGAGGAGAGGCAAAAGCAGGAAAGAGAAGAGUUAAUAAAGCAAUUGAGCCAGUUGCUGGGUAUGGAAUUAAUGGAAGAAGUAAUAAAGGAGAGUGUUAAAGAAGCUUCAGUCAAUGAGUUAAGAUGUGCCUUAGAAAGAGACCAGCAAGCCCGGAUUGCCCGGUGUUCAGAAGAAGUGUGUGGCCACUUCAUGGUGCUCUUUCUGGAGGAUGAGAUUUUCCAGAUUGCCAAGGAAACCCUUCAGGAGCUCCAGUGUUUCUGCAAAUACUUAAAACGGUGGAGGGAAGCAGUGGCAGCUCGGACAAAGUUGAAACGUCAGAUGAGGGCAUUUCCAGCUGCUCCCUGUGGCUUGGAUUCCAAACAUCAACUGAAAGCACUGUCCCCCAGUGCAGAGUGGCCUAUAGCCAUGGAGAACUUAUGCAAGAGAUUUGUAAACCUGGGGAAUGGAGGAAAGCUAGGAAUCUCUUGCACGAGAUUGAACUUGCUGAGAAACAAGACAGUGCAUGAAAUUAAAGUUCAGCACUUCUACCAGCAGUUGGUAAGUGAUUUAGCUUGGACUCCCCUGGAUCUUGUCUCAUUAAUCAUGGAACGUAUUCCAGUUCAACAAGAACAGGUUUUUUGGAAGGCACUCUUGGUUUUGCCCAGUGAUGAUGAAUAUUCCAAGGAUGAUCCCAAUAGGAUACUGAUGGAUUGGCUGAAAGCCAAGUUUAUGGGACACAGAAGCGAUGAGAAAAAUGCUUCACAUACAAAAGGCAAAAUUCAAACACUGACGUUAUUUAGUUCUCCUGGCAUGCAGGGGACCCGAAGCAUUAAAGUCAGUGUGUGUAUAAAGGUGGCACAUGGUGCGCUCUCUAACUCAGAGCUUGAUUUGGCUGAGACACAAAAGGACUUGCUUGGGACCAGUGGCCUCGUUCUUCUCCUGCCCCCCCGAGUUAGCAGUGAAGAUGUUGCAGAAGAUGAUGUUUACUGGCUUUCAGCUUUACUGCAGCUGAAACAGCUGCUUCAGGCCAAACCUUUUCACCCUAUAGUUCCCUUGGUGGUUCUAGUCCCCAGUCAGAAAGAGGAGGCUGUGGAGAAAGAAGUAGAAGAUGGUUUGAUGCUCCAGGACUUGAUUUCAGCCCAUCUUAUUUCAGACUACACCGUUGUAGAGCUCCCAGGCUCUGUCAAUGACUUAGAAGGCACCAGAAGGGUCUCUGCAGCUGUGGGUUGGCUGGUGUCCCACUGUCCUGCCUCCCUUGAGCUCUGCAGCCAGACCCUUCAGGAGUACAUUGAGGAUGGGAUUGAUGGAGAAUUUGGCAAGCGUUUCUACCAUGACUGGAAGGAGAGGCGUUCAGCUGGGCUGCCAUCCCAGGAGCCUGGGGUCAUCAUAGAGCUUUACAACAGUGUGCUGCAGUUCCUGUCAGAUGUGGCAUCCUCAGAGCACUUUUAUGACUUGUCUUGGCCUGUCACAGAGUUUUCAGAAGCAGGGGGUAACAAGAUGUUGCCCCACCUGCAGUGGAACAUGCCAGAUCACCUGGCUUGGUUGAAGAAGGCUGUCCUGUCCUUCCAGAUCCCAUACCUAGAUCUGCCUCCUUUAGGCGCUCCUUGGCGUCCUGUUUGCCACAUGAUUUUUCAGUAUGUCUCUCAGAUUGCAAAUUCUUCCCACACUCAACCACUGAUCCAGUCUCAGGUGGAGAAUCUGUUGAGCAAAACUUACCAAAACUGGAAAACCAGAACAACUGGGAACUCUGAUGAAGAUGGACCUUCUGUUGAUGAGAUCCCUUGGGAUUGUAUCUUGGCAGUCUGUAUUGAUCAUAAACUGAGAGACUGGAAACCACCCAAACUGCCUGUUGCUCCAGAAGCUAUAAGCAAAGAUGGUCAGAUUCGCGUGUACUUCUUCAAGGGGCAUUUAAAGAACUACAGCGUGCCUUUCUCAUGGGAUCAAGCCAGGCUGCGGACACAGGAGGAGAUCCGGCAAGGCCACGAGAGAUCAAAGAUAAAAUCUCCCAAGUCUUUUAAGAAACCCUGCAGUAUCUCCGUGGUGCCAGGUCAGUAUGGCUCUGGCAUGAGCAUGCUGCCAGGUCAGGAAGUGAGCAUUCCCAGUACAGAUGAAUUCAGAGACACAUCUUUGGCCCAGCAGCAUCUGUUGGCACAGUUGCAACUGGAAAAAGUAGAAAACAAGAGGGGAACAGUCCAGGAUGGUAGAAAUUCUUGGAGUUGUCAGGAAUGGUUGGAAACUCUGUGGUCAGUCAUGCCACCAGAACUGAAGCAGUACAGUGGUCUGUGUGUCCCCAGUGUCACGAAUGUCUAUAAAGUCAUCUCUGGAAUGUCAGUUUGUAGCAAUGAAGAUCACAAAGAUGAAGAACUAAAGCUUUUGAGGUUUGAAGAGCAGCUGCACCAGUAUCUAGCUGAGGAUAUGGAGCCCCUUGGGGAUCUCCUGGGUCUUCCUCUCUACCUCCCUCAGUCUCUGCUCUCCACCCCAGCUGCCACCUGCCCCUUGGUGAAGAGUCCCAUGUCAGCUGCUCAAGAGGCUGGGAGUCAGGAGGAGCACAAGAUUCCAGAGCUGGAGCAAAGCUCUGCGCUGUCGGACAGACUCAAACACCUGCAGCAGCUCCUCAGAGCCACCAAGGAGGCUGAAGCUGCCUCUGAGCUCCAUCUCUCUGCUCUGGUGGACAUGGUGGACAUUUGAGCAAAGCUGAGACAUGGAGACUCAGAAAAGAAGUCCAGGUCCAGGUGAUUGAACAGAUGCACUCCUAGGCAUGUUCCAGAACAAGCAGGUGUUCUCCUGGGAUGAGAACAUGGAGCAGCUAUGGGGCCUGGGCCCUUCUCAUAUGACAGCAGGGCACAGGGCGAGCGUGCCAUGGAUGGUCUGGGACUCCCUCCUUUUCUGCUCCACAGGCACAGAGACAAGUCAAAUGCUUUUUCUUGGAAGGCCUUAAAUGACAGUGGUGGUUUUUCUUUCUCCCAGCUCUCAUUGUGGGUAAACACACCUUCAUUGGGUUCAGCUGUAGGGUAGCACAGGCCACUAGGAAUAUUGGAGCAAUUUCUGUCCACAGCCACAGUCUCUGAAAUGUUAUGUCAGUCUGUGCUUCCUUCAUGCAGGAACUGCCUUGCAGCAGCACUGUGGUUUGAAAUUCCUGUUCUGUUUCUAGGAAUGUCAAAACGCUUAUUCUCAAGUUGGAGCAGCAUGAUUUUUGUACUCAUUGCUCAGUGCAGAUCCAGAAGGAUUUUUGUUGUCCUGGACCCAAGUUCUAUUUUAUUCAAUGUUUUCAGCAUUAAAAAUAGGUGAGGUGAUUAUUCCACAAAUUCCAUGUCAUGCUGGAAAACAGGAUGCUUCCUUCAGUCAUCAGAAUAAUAGCUAUGGAGAAACAAUUUUCCUUUGUUUUUGGAAGAGCAAAUAGCCAGCAUUCUCAAGCACUUAAAAACUUUUUGAAGUUGAAGGCCCUUGGUUUUGGUUUAAUUCCCAGUAAAUAAUUUGAAGAUGUACUUCAUGUCUGCAGUACUCCUAUAUAGUUCAUCUUUUUCUUAUAAAACCAGCCAAUUUUUCUCAAACAGAGCCUUCUGCCAGAUUGAAUAUAAAUAACUGCACUAAACUGAUUAUCUUGCGUGCCCAACCCAGGUUGAAAUCCUCAGUAGUCUGAAACUGUCAAUUGCCUUCCAAAAAAGUGAUUUUACAGUUCUUUAAAACAGCAUUUAAUUUGUAGUAUUUCUCUUAAACCCAAAAUAGCAAUAGUAGCUUAAUGCUAAGUUGAAAUAAAUUUAAAUUGGAAAGGGUGUGCUUUAAGACUCUUCCUGCUCCAUGUGCUUUUGUUGGGCUGAGUUUUGUUGUUUAACUGGUUCUAUGUGAAGGGAAGCCUGUGCUCUGCUUUUGAUGUUCUCAGUUUAUGUGAAAUUCAGCCGUCAAAAUCCAACAGAGCUUUGGGAGCGUGGCUUAUACUAUUUGCUGUAAAUUGUGUUUUGUACCUAAUAAAAUUUUUCGUGGCUUGAAA